GUUACUGGGAUCCACGCUUUUGUGGAUAAGACUCGUGAUCGCCUUUGUCCUGCGAUCAACUUGUUUCUGAAGGAUCAUCGACGAUUGAGUGAUUACGCUUGGGGAGCUGGUGCACUAGCCUAUCUCUACAGACAUUUGGGAGUGGCCACACGAGCGGGUAGUAAGGGUAUUUGUGGUUGUUUGACCCUGCUUCAGGCUUGGAUAUAUGAGUACUUUCCUCUAUUCCGUCCGAGCCAGCUGCCGCAGUCUCCGGAUGCACCUCGUGCUUCCUCAUGGAUUUCUCCCCGUUUGCCAGGUGUGGAUGAUGCUAGACAGAGGUUAGCACAUUAUCGACAGUUGUUGGAUGAUCUUUCAGCUGAUGAUGUGACCUGGACUCCGUACGGACGAGAUGGCCACACAUAUAUACCUCGCUCCUUGUUUACUGGCCCCAUUCGCUUUUCUGACAUUGCUGAGAGAUACGAUUCUGCACGUUGUCUGCGCCAGUUUGGAUACCGACAGAUUAUCCCCCGUGCUAUGAUGGUACCACAUGACCAGUACCGUCCGGCUUCCGGCAUCAGUUACAUAGUCUUUUGGGAUCAGUGGGUGAAUCAGUUGUGGGAUAACGUGGCAGCCCAUCGUCUAGAUUUGAAUUUUGCUUCUCGGUCGUGCGAGCACCCAUCGGAGAUCGUGGAGGAGUACGUUGACUGGUUUCUGACUAGAUCGCACCCACGGAUCACCCACCCCACUGAUGGGGUGCCUCAGCCUCGACCACUACUAGUUCAUCAUGUUAGUUAUGACUUUCUUUUGCUUUUCCAAAUAUAA
Molecule: messenger RNA, 801 nt
Organism: Linum tenue
Lineage: Eukaryota; Viridiplantae; Streptophyta; Magnoliopsida; Malpighiales; Linaceae
Source: the annotation of a GenBank genome assembly